CCUGUGUUCACAGAAGCAUGACGGGGUUCCUGAGGAAGUGCUCUGAUAAGAGGAGGCUUUGAUAGCAGCCUGAUUGAAUUCAUUGCGUAGAGGGAGAUGAAAGAAAACUUGUCAUGGUGCCCUGUGUUCACAGAAGCAUGACGGGGUUCCUGAGGAAGUGCUCUGAUAAGAGGAGGCUUUGAUAGCAGCCUGAUUGAAUUCAUUGCAUAGAGGGAGAUGAAAGAAAACUUGUCAUGGCUGCAGUCCUUGUUUUGCUGGGAGUCUUCUGGGCUCAGACUUCUGCACUGAACACCUUUGUGCUGCGGGAGCCUGGCAGUAACUAUGUCACUGGGACCAUGACCAUCCACAACGAGGAGCACAUCGUCGACGUCCACGUCCGCUCCGGCGUCUACUCCUCCGAUACCAUUUUCGACUACUCCCGUGGGUAUAUUGCCACCAGGCUGUUCUCCCGAAAUGCCUGUUUCAUCAUGAAGAUCAAAAAGGAAUACAUCCCCGAGCUGCGCGAGAUCGGACGGCUGGCGUUUGAGAAACGGACCAUGAAGGAUGUUUACUCUCCAAAUAAUGUGUGGACCCUGUUUCAAACUGGCAGUUCUGUGCUGGGGCGUUUGAAGGACUGGAUUCUCUAUGGCAAACACAUCGAAAAGCUCUGCUCGGGGCUGCCCCUCUACCAGCUCACAGCCACUGAACCACAAGAGAACACUGAUGGCUGUGCCAGUGCAGGAAUUCCAAGUAUUUUGGGCCUUAACAUCUGUGAACAGCUCAUUGCAACUGGAUCUUGACAUUCCUGCUGCUAGGAAUUGCGUGGUUUCUUUGCAUGCUUUUCUGAUGGAGACCAUGUUCUCCAGCUGGAACAGAGCUCGGGUAUGAGGCUCAACUUGCCUAUUCAAGGCUUUGAUGUACGACAAAGCUAUGAUAUACAAAUAAAGAUAAUGCUUUAAUA
Molecule: messenger RNA, 940 nt
Organism: Pipra filicauda (Wire-tailed manakin)
Lineage: Eukaryota; Metazoa; Chordata; Aves; Passeriformes; Pipridae
Gene: GKN2
Product: gastrokine 2
Exons: 7
Coding region: 234-779 (181 amino acids)
Biological process (GO): regulation of cell population proliferation
Source: RefSeq, a predicted model, not a curated record